AUGGAGCCCAAGGUGUCAUGUGUGAACCAUGCAGCGCUUGUGAAUAAAUACUUCCAAGGACACUUUGAUCUGUGCAAAGACUCACUCCAAAUUCCACCAACUGCCUUUUUCCGCUUACGCAGCAUAAAUGGUCAAACGGAGACAUUGCGACGACAAAAAAAACGAAAAAGAGCGGCUCAGCGGCGGGCCGAGCGUCUGGAACAGCUCAUCGCGCAAAACAAGUUUGUGCCAUUGAGUAAUCGAGUGAAAAGUGCAUUAACGGACGCCUAUGAGCGUUUCGGUGGCUCUCGCUUUGAGCUGCGCGUCUUUUUACCAAGCUUUGACGGUAAGAAUAAUGCCAAGAGUCGAGCAACACUGGAAGAUGUUUUGAACUCGUUGCCAAAAGCCUCUGAAAAUGAAGUUCUGGAUGACGGUAACGUCCAUUGCAAUCCAACGGAUCGUCUACAGGUUGCUACAGUGAAUGGCACCAAGAUCUUGCUGCCACCUCGGUCGAGUUUUGCCCAGCGAGAUGUCCGAGAGCUCUGCCAAAUCUCACUUGGAAGACACAAGCUCAUUGUAAUUGAUCCCCCUUGGCAAAACAAGAGCGUCUCUCGUGGAAAGCACUACGACAUGUUUGAUCAUACGGAGUUGCUGAGUAUUAACAUCCCGCACAUUACAGACCCGGACGAAUGCGUCCUUGGGGUAUGGGUGACGAACCGACCACGUUAUAUGACGUAUCUUUGUGAACAAGCACUGCCUUUAUGGGGCUUUACCUUCCAUGCGUGUUGGUACUGGCUAAAGCUAAGCAAAAACGGUGAGCUAGUGACUCCAUUGAACUCUACACAUCGCCUGCCAGUCGAGACCUUGGUCGUUGCGUAUCGUGCAAAGGACCUUAAACACGAACAACUACUACGCCAACGCCUUGGUGAACAGAUGCGAAUUGUAAUGAGCAUUCCAUUGCGUCAUUCCUGGAAACCACCACCCGAGUGCUUUUUUGACAAGGACACUGUCUCUCCAAACGACAAAAAAGCAGAAUUGUUUGCUCGAGAGCUGCGACCGAAUUGGACAAACGUUGGAAACGAGGGAUGUACAUACAGCUUUACUAUCUCCUACACAGCUACCUAA
This is a messenger RNA of Peronospora farinosa, 1104 nucleotides long. The record is from the annotation of a GenBank genome assembly. Lineage: Eukaryota; Oomycota; Peronosporomycetes; Peronosporales; Peronosporaceae.